GCGAGUGAUUGACAGGUGCGGGCUGUCACUCAUCCCCGGGGAUCAAAGGCGGCCGGCAGCCGCUGGCGGCAGCUUUGCCCACCGUCUCCGAAGCGGGCGCAGUGUUUGCAAACACCUCCGGGCUCUCCCCGCUGGUAACAAUUCGCCACCAGAAAACAGCAACAUUCAGGAGAACUGUGAACACCAUGGCUUCAAAAGUGCAGGUGUUGUGCUGGGGCCAUGCUAGUUUGGGACAGCUUGGCUUGGGUGAGGGACAUGAAAACAUAGUCGCCCAGCCCAGGACCUCCUCGUUCUUCAGCAGUAAAACCGUGCGGGAAGUGGCCUGCGGGCGAUACCAUACGGCUUUCGUUUUGCAAGACGGAAGUGUCUACACAUGUGGCUCCAACAUCUGGGGACAGCUGGGCCAUGAGAAGUCAGGGUACAGUCCAGAACAGGUUACCGCUCUGGAUGCCCAGACGAUCGUCCACACAGCCUGUGGAGAAGCUCACACUGUGGCUAUCAAUGACCAGGGUCAGGUCUUUGCAUGGGGAGCAGGAAAAGACGGUCAGCUGGGGAUCAAUUCUACAGAAGAGACUAUCCGGAUACCGAGGUUAGUCCGGACACUGAGUGGACACGUUGUCAUCCAGGUCACCUGUGGAAGCUGGCACUGCCUGGCUCUUACCAAAGACAGUCAGCUAUUUUCCUGGGGCCAGAACUCCCAUGGCCAACUAGGUCUUGGGAAGGGAUUUCCCUCCCAGUCCAGCCCCCAGUGUGUGAAGUCUCUCUCCGGGAUUCCCCUGGCUCAGAUCGCUACAGGAGGAACACACAGCUUCACCCUGUCGCUCUCCGGUGCUGUGUUCAGUUGGGGCAGGAACAACUGUGGUCAGCUUGGACUCAGUGAUGACAAAGAUCGAGAUGUCCCCAAUCACGUGAAGUUCCUGCGGAGCCAGAAAAUAGUUUACAUUAGUUGUGGCGAAGAACACACAGCAGCUCUAACCAAGAAUGGAGGUGUUUUUACUUUCGGAGCUGGUCUCUGUGGACAACUGGGCCACAACUUCAGGAACAAUGAGGUCAACCCCCGCAGAGUCCAAGAGUUGAUGGGAAGCGAAGUCUCCCAAAUAAGCUGCGGCAGGCAGCACACACUCGCCUUUGUCCCUUCUUCUGGGCUAAUCUAUGCUUUUGGACGUGGCAACAGAGGUCAACUGGGAUCUGGACGCAUGGUUAAUGCCCAGGUUCCAUAUCGAGUGGCUGGAAACUGGGUAACUCAUAAGCACAAGGUGCAUCCUAACGACCAGUCAAGUUACUGCGUACUGAAACAGGUCUCCUGUGGAGGCGAUCAGAGCUUUGCCCUCUUCUUUCACCACGAGAACUCGCAAAUCCCUGAUGACUUCCGCUGCUUGGAUCCUUUAAGGCGUGUCAGGAUUAUUAACAAUAGCAAUAAUAAGUGGCUACUCAGCCUUUCGGGAAAGGAUGUGCUUAAUGAAUUGAACGUGAUAUUUUUCUUCACCUGGAUGUUUUGAAUGGCUGUUUUCUUAACCACCAAAAUGAUGAGCAUUUCAAAACCAGCCCUCGAAACCCUGGCAUUGACUUGAAUGCAGUCAGGUUAUUUUUUGAGAACAUGGUGAAGUCUCCGUAUUGCAAGUUACUCCAACAGG
Molecule: messenger RNA, 1634 nt
Organism: Pristis pectinata (smalltooth sawfish)
Lineage: Eukaryota; Metazoa; Chordata; Chondrichthyes; Rhinopristiformes; Pristidae
Product: probable E3 ubiquitin-protein ligase HERC3
Exons: 12
Coding region: 186-1499 (437 amino acids)
Source: RefSeq, a predicted model, not a curated record